AUGCCAGCUCAAGCACCUCAGACCGUUUCGAAACCUCAUAUCCCAGCCUCUGGCGUUUGGUGCCCAGCAAUCACUUUCUUCGAUCACGAAACGGAUUCUAUCGAUUUCAAUGCCCAGUCCAAGUACUUUUCGUACCUCUCCACCACUGGUCUUGCAGGUCUUGUCAUUCUGGGCACCAAUUCUGAAGCUUUUCUGCUCACCCGCGAAGAGCGAGCUCAGCUCGUCUCGACCGCUCGCGCUGCUGUCGGUCCAGACUUUCCCCUCAUGAUUGGUGUAGGAGCCCAUUCGACCAAGCAGUCUCUUGAGUUGGCUCGGGAUGCCGCAGCGGCGGGCGCAGACUAUGUCCUUGUGCUUCCGCCCGCCUAUUUCGGCAAAGCAACCAGCAUGGCUGUGGUGAAGCGUUUCUUCGCCUCUUUUACGGCUCGGUCGCCUCUUCCAGUCGUGAUAUACAACUUUCCCGGUGUGACCAACGGUGUGGAUAUCGACUCGGAAACCAUGACGGACAUAGUCCACGAGUCUAAAGCCGUCAGUGGAACGUCUAACGUCGUGGGUGUCAAGUUGACCUGCGCGUCUGUCGGCAAGAUUACACGUCUCUCGGCCACUUUCAGUCCUUCAAAUUUCGCAAUCUUUGGCGGUCAGUCUGAUUUCUUGAUUGGCGGUCUGGCUGCUGGAUCAUCUGGUUGUAUCGCUGCGUUCGCCAACGUGUUCCCCAAACUCACGGCGAAGAUCUACGAGCUGUACAAGGCUGGUCAAGUUGAAGAGGCCAAGAAGCUUCAAGGAAUCGCGGCACUGGCGGAGAGUCCGUGUAAGAGCGGUAUCGCAUCGACUAAGUAUGCUGUCUCAUGUUACUCUGCUGUAGCGGCAGAAAUCGAUGGAGCAGAAGCAAAGCUGGCGCCCCGACACCCCUAUGGGCCGGUCGGCGAGGAUGUGAAGCGUGGUGUUCAGGCGGCUAUGGAAAAGGCGGCAAAGUUUGAGAAGUGUUUGUAG
Messenger RNA from Aureobasidium uvarum, 987 nucleotides. Lineage: Eukaryota; Fungi; Ascomycota; Dothideomycetes; Dothideales; Saccotheciaceae. The record is from the annotation of a GenBank genome assembly.